This is a messenger RNA of Amoebophrya sp. A120, 2509 nucleotides long. Lineage: Eukaryota; Dinophyceae; Syndiniales; Amoebophryaceae. The record is from the annotation of a GenBank genome assembly.
AAAAAAGGCUCUCUUUAAAUAAAUUUUUUGAUUUUCUAUUUGUUUUAUGUAUUUGUAGGCCUGUAGAAAAUAAACCUGAAUCGCACAUUUUUGUUUUUUCGAGGACAACGAUCGUCAGGGCUCUUCAACAUCGCAGCUCGCUUAGUGUAGAACACAACAAGAACGCGUACCAUGUUGAUGUUUCGAUGGUUUUUGUUUGGAGCCGGAGGGGUAUUCCGAGGUAUGGCAGUGAAACCACAAAUGGAAAAAUCAACGGACGGCGAAGGCAGUUCAACUUCUGGCAGCAGUAGCUCUGCUUCUGCGCGUUAUAAUGUUCGAACCCGAGGAGCAGAAGGAGAAGACAGUGUGGAAGUGCAUGCUACCACUUGUAGCGAAGAUCGAGAUUCCAAGGGUCGUUCACGCAAGAGAGCGAAACUAGGAGAAUUCGGCAAGCAGCAGGCAUCGCUAUCUCUAUCCUCUGUUUUUGGUGCAGGCGGCGAGGGCAUCGGCCCGCAGCUACAGGAGCGCCUGCGAGUACACCUCGAUGGUGUGACCGAAUUCGUGGUCCUCCCAGUGCUGUAUAAUAAUUCUAGCGGCGCAGCGCCCGCGUGCACCUCCGGUGAGGCUGACGGGAACAAAGGGGAGCGGGAAAAUAAAUGGCGCAAGGAGCACAUCCAGGCUUUGGCGAGGGAACAGCGACAAGCCCGCGGAAAACGACUGCGCGAAGUCGUGGCUCAGGCGGAGAACCUCGCAGAGGAAUACAGGUAUCCACUGUAAAAUCCCCGCACACGACAUACAAUUACAUCAAAUGCAGUCUUUGCAUGACAAAACUUGCCUUCAAGUGAGCAUGACAAGCGUUACAGUUAGAUUUGGCGAAAUUCGUACUGCGUUUUGAUUUUGUACAUGUACUACGGGAAAUUUGUGCUGCAUAAGAGGAGCGGAACUUUGGACAGGAUUGGACAAGGUGUUGAUACAGAAGACGAGGCUAGGCGCAAGAUCGCGCGCGUUGGUUCGGCAAUUGCAACCUUGGCAGACGACUUCCCGCCAGGCAGAGACACGAUCGACGUGUUGAAACGCAUUUGGGACGCGACGCUUUGCAUGGCUAUAUUUAGGCCUGGCAUAUACCUGGGGGAUAUAGGGAGCCGACCGCCUGUCCAAGUGGUGCUCGCAUUAGAGAAGCUUGCGGUCGCCAAUGUUGACAAGAGGAAUCAUGUGUCGGCUGAGGUGAGAGAGGCGGCGAUCCGCCAGUUGUUUCUGCUCCGCGUGGAGGAGGCUACCAAGUUGCCGAGCCGGCCCCUAUUUGGACAAACCCUCAAGGCGGAGCUCCGCGUUUUGCAACACUUGGCAAGUGAAUUCAAAGAGGCACUCUUCAGCGCCUGGUGCAAUCUUCAGGAUCUACUCGCGCUGAUGGACGAGGAGGGGCGCGGGCGGGGAGCGUUGCCGUUGCCGUUGCGGCUCCUGCAUUCAAUCGCAGAUGACGCAGGUGGAUUUUACCGGGAUGGGCGGGAUGAUCGUAUGCGGGAUGAUCGUAUGCGGGCCGUGCAAGAGUUGGAAGAGCUGACGAAAGUGACGGACCUGCAAAUCAGUUUCUUGCAGGAGAAGGAGAGAACCGCAGGGACGACGAGCAAGUAGAUUAAUACAGGAACAACAACCCUGGUGGCGGGGGAAUGAUAGGAUUAGGAAAUGAAGACUACAAAGCUAUUAAGAUUAACAUUAUCUGGAUCACCGGUGAUGAUGAAGGUGCACGUGCUGGCACCCGGGAGUGUAAGAUGCAUGUGCUGUAAGGACAACAUUCAACACGUCUAAGCUGAAGGAAAGGUUUUGAGAACUACGGUUCCUAGGUACCGAUAGCAGUGCCUAUAACGGAUGUUUCUGUCUUCUGUAUUUUUGAUACAAAAGUUUUGAUAACUGAUGUUUUUGUCUUAUGUAUUUGCACCACGGGCAUGACGACGUAUUCAGCCUGUUGCCAAGUACCUAAGAUGGAGGAGCUGUAUAAGACGAACAGAAAGAAGAGACGGACUAUGGCGGAAGGAUGGAAAGUGCGAGGGAGAGGGUGCUACUGAUAUAAAGAAACAAGCAAUACUGCUACGAAGACGUUUUCGAAAAAGAUAGAAGAUCGACACAUCUUAAGAAACCACUUUAUAUAUAGGUAGCGUCUGACCCGCGGGCGGCUACAAGAAAGAGCAUGGAAAAACCAACAACCAGCAAUAAAAGUCCUACUCAUCUCUAUGCAACAACUCUACGCGUAAGAUUUUACUACUAAAGCUAGAUGCAGCACCGUACUACAAGAUCUAUUUAUACGCAGGGUGUUGACAGAGUAGCUAAACUGCAAGACAAACGGAACAAAAACAACAACUACAACAAGAAGAAGAACAGCAAGACAAACAUAAAAAACAGCAUGACAAAUUAAGAAGUGAAGUGAUGCGGCAAAGUUGGGGGAGUUGGAAAAUACGCAUGACAGACUCACUAUUUCUUAAACGUGUUGACGUUUUUCGGACUUAGAAAGUUGAAGACUUAUUUGAAAAAUCAU